CUGAAUCCGGAAGUGAUCCCAGAGGACCGGGUUGUGGCGGAGGACCCCUGCGGCCGGCCCAGGUUCGGAAACCAUGAGCUGGAUUCCUUUCAAGAUCGGGCAGCCCAAGAAGCAGAUUGUCCCCAAAACAGUGGAGAGAGACUUUGAAAGAGAGUAUGGAAAACUGCAACAGCUGGAGGAGCAGACCAAGAAGCUGCAGAAGGACAUGAAGAAGAGCACGGAUGCCGACCUGGCCAUGUCCAAGUCAGCCGUGAAGAUCUCCCUGGACCUCCUCUCCAACCCCCUCUGCGAGCAAGACCAGGACUUUCUGAACAUGGUGACAGCCCUGGACACGGCGAUGAAGCGGAUGGAUGCUUUCAACCAGGAAAAGGUGAACCAGAUCCAGAAGACUGUGAUUGAACCCUUAAAAAAGUUCAGCAGUGUCUUCCCAAGCCUCAACAUGGCCGUGAAACGGCGGGAGCAGGCCCUGCAGGACUACCGGAGGCUGCAGGCCAAGGUGGAGAAAUACGAGGAGAAGGAGAAGACGGGGCCCGUGCUGGCCAAGCUCCACCAGGCCCGGGAAGAGCUCCGGCCCGUCCGUGAGGACUUCGAAGCCAAGAACAAGCAGCUGUUGGAUGAGAUGCCACGUUUCCACAGCAGCCGCCUCGACUACUUCCAGCCCAGCUUUGAGGCCCUUAUCCGGGCACAGGUGGUGUACUACUCGGAAAUGCAUAAGAUCUUCGGAGACCUGACCCGACAGCUGGACCAGCCUGGCCACUCAGAUGAGCAGCGGGAGCGGGAGAAUGAAGCCAGACUGAGCGAGCUGCGAGCCCUCUCCAUCGUGGCCGAUGACUGAGUCCCUGCCCUCGGGAGACUCCAGGGACACGUCCGCACCUUCUGCUCUCGGCCCUUUCUGGGCACAGGCUCAUGCCCUCCCUGCCAGACAGCUGUGAGAAGUGCCAUACCUGGCAGCGCCUCUUCUACCUCGCCAGCCCUGUGAGCCAAGAGGCAUCCGUUGCCUCGAGCCGCAGGCAGCGGCUGUCUCCCCAUCCCCAGUCAGGGUGCAGGUAAGCUGCGGAGGGAAACGCUGGGGUCAUUAGCAGAACCGUCCAGGGCCCAAGCCUAGGGGCCAGUCCCAGCCCUUGGGAGGAUGCAGGUGACAUCUCAGCCCUGCGCAUGCUGGCCAGGACACCUACCUCCACAAGACACAUGGCAUGGCACAUCCUGGGAGAGCUCUCAGCCCAAGGGGCUGCUUCAGGGCAAGGCUGCAUGCCAAAUCUUUGCUGUCUCCUUAGUCCCCAGGCCUCAAAGGGGCAAGGAACAGUAGUAGGUUUGUGUCACACCUGCAAUAUUUGGAAUUCUAUUUUUUUCAAGUAAAGUUUCAAGUAAAGAAAUCAUAGUACUGUGAUUAAAAAUUUCAGCGAGGAAGGGGAGCAGCCAGGGCACUUCCCGGCGGC
Molecule: messenger RNA, 1436 nt
Organism: Ochotona curzoniae (black-lipped pika)
Lineage: Eukaryota; Metazoa; Chordata; Mammalia; Lagomorpha; Ochotonidae
Gene: BIN3
Product: bridging integrator 3
Exons: 9
Coding region: 74-835 (253 amino acids)
Biological process (GO): endocytosis; actin cortical patch localization; plasma membrane tubulation
Cellular component (GO): actin cortical patch; cytoplasm
Molecular function (GO): protein binding; lipid binding
Source: RefSeq, a predicted model, not a curated record